This is a messenger RNA of Spea bombifrons (plains spadefoot toad), 1316 nucleotides long. Its product is annotated as adhesion G protein-coupled receptor B1-like. The coding region runs from base 170 to 1267 and encodes 365 amino acids. Gene Ontology annotation, cellular component: plasma membrane. The record is from RefSeq and is a predicted model, not a curated record. Gene Ontology annotation, molecular function: G protein-coupled receptor activity. The transcript has 3 exons. NCBI's taxonomy places the organism in Eukaryota, Metazoa, Chordata, Amphibia, Anura, Pelobatidae.
AUUUUUGUGGAAGCCACAAGGGGGCGCCUGAGACAAGCGUACGAAGGCUGGUUUGAUUUCGCUCAAGACUCAUAAACUGCCUCCCUCUCUCUCUCGCUGCACCUGUUAUGUUCACAAUCUGGCCCCUGCCUGACAAUUACUUUGAAUUCCAGAGGACCAGAGACCUAGGAUGAGGAGCGUUGGAUUCCCCCACAACCUGCUUUUCACGUUUUCACUUUUUUUUGCGUGGACUGCGGCCAGCCUUGACUUGGGACACAACCCUUGCACCACGCUGGUCCAGGGGAAAUUUUUUGGUUAUUUUUCUUCCUUGUCCGUCUUUCCCUUGAACUCUUCCGUGUGUUCGUGGAUUAUCCAGAAUCCCGACCCCAGGAGAUACACUUUGUACAUGAAGGUCUCUAAACCCUCCGGCAUAUGCGACCAUCAACAAAUUCGAACCUCGCAGUUUGACUCCUUUCUGGAGUCCACUCGGACGUACUUGGGUAUGGAAAGUUUCGACGACGUCUUGAAACUGUGUGAUAGUUCCGUCCAAUAUGCCUUUCUGCAGUCCAACAAGCAGUUCCUCCAGAUGAAACAGACCCUUCCGAUUUGGGAAGGCGCCCAGUUGCAGCCGGUCAAGCCUAUGGAGACGGAUUUCUCUUUGGAAUACCUCGUCUUGGGUAAUCGCAACCCCAGCAAAGCCGCCUGCCAGAUGCUCUGUAGAUGGUUGGAUACCUGUCUCACCACCAGUAGCAGCGCGCACCCCUGCGGCAUCAUGCAGACUCCUUGUUCUUGCAACGACGGGGAGGUCCAGAGUCAGGCUCACCCAAGCGAAAUUACAGGGUUAAACAAGAAGAAGGACGAUUGCUUCAAAGACGGGAUAUAUCUAGAAAACUGCAUGAGCAGCUCCAGAGAUGCGGGAGAGUUUCAGGGCGGUUGGACCUCAUGGACAACGUGGGGAGAUUGCAACAGGGACUGCGGGGGUGGGCUGCAAACCAGAACCAGGACGUGCCAACUGCUACCCGAGGAAGGUCACCUAUGCGAAGGAGUCCUGGAAGAAGGACGUCUUUGUAACAGGAAGGCUUGCAGCGCCGGCGGAAGGUACGACUCCAGGAGUCAAUCGCUGAGAUCCAUCGAUAACAAGAAAAGAGACGACGCGGACGAUCAGUAUCAGUUCGGGCAUCCAGCGCCGCAAAUUGGUAAGACGCUAAAAAAAUGGGCCAAACUUAUUUCUAAUCAGGAACCCGGGUCGGGGAGGGAUUAUCGAAUUUCAGUAGCAGAGGAGCUUUAGAGAAAUGGGUCACAAAUAAGGAUUUUUUUUUUACAGCCAAAAGAAGUGU